Messenger RNA from Aspergillus pseudonomiae, 393 nucleotides. RefSeq lists its product as uncharacterized. The record is from RefSeq and is a predicted model, not a curated record. The coding region runs from base 84 to 335 and encodes 83 amino acids. The transcript has a single exon. Lineage: Eukaryota; Fungi; Ascomycota; Eurotiomycetes; Eurotiales; Aspergillaceae.
UGUUUUAUUCGGACACCCUGUGGAUGCAUGCCCAGUCCUUUCACUAAAAGCAUGGAACCGACGUUCUCGAAUCAUUAUAGUACAUGGUGAUAAAUCAACAAAAGUCAGCCCAGAGCGUACAACUGAUAAGCCCAGUUCAUCCCACCGAGCCGUCUAAGAUACUCCGUAACUCCCAAGCGACCAAGCGCAACAGUAAACGGACCGCAUGUCAGUUGGCAUCAAGCAGUACCAACCCAGCACCGGCGCUGAUAAUGAGUUCAACCCGCCAGCCAGCCAUCAAGCAGAGUCCUCGCCUCAGAGAAAGCAUUAUCGUCCGUAAACCUCGACAAUCAUAAUAAGACUAUAGCUGAUAGUCACCCGUCGCAAUCAAUUCACUCCUGCGUCUAAAACCCC